Messenger RNA from Penicillium alfredii, 858 nucleotides. RefSeq names its product hydroxynaphthalene reductase arp2 (gene arp2). The record is from RefSeq and is a predicted model, not a curated record. Lineage: Eukaryota; Fungi; Ascomycota; Eurotiomycetes; Eurotiales; Aspergillaceae. The transcript has a single exon. Gene Ontology annotation, molecular function: oxidoreductase activity. Bases 1 to 858 code for a protein of 285 amino acids.
AUGGUCAUGACAUACCCCAACGGCACCCAAUCCGAGCUUGCCGGCAAAGUCGCACUAGUGACAGGCGGUAGCCGCGGCAUUGGAGCAGGAAUCGCCCUGGAGCUUGCCAAGAAGGGUGCAUCUGUGGCCGUGAACUACGCCAGCAACCCACAAUCCGCAGAGAAAACCGUGCAGGAGAUCCAAGCAGUGGGCUCGCACGGCGCCGCAUUUCAAGCGGACCUGACAAAACUCGAGGCAAUCGAGAAUCUGUUCCAACAGGUGGUGGGCCACUUCGGGCAGUUGGACAUCGUGGUGUCGAACUCGGGCACGGAGAAGUUCGUGUCACUGGGCGACACCACGGUGGCGGACUUCAACGCGGUAUUCGACCUCAACACGCGGGCGCAGUUCUUCGUCGCCAAGAACGCCUACGACUACAUCCAGCCCGGCGGGCGCGUCGUGCUGAUGUCGUCUAUUGCCGCGGGCGUCGGCGUUCCCGGCCAUGCGCUGUACGCCGGCAGCAAGAGUGCUGUAGAGGGCUUCACGCGCUGCUUUGCCGCGGACUUUGGGAAAAAGCGUUGCACUGUCAAUGCCAUUGCCCCCGCUGGUGUUAAGAGCGAUAUGUGGCUCUCCAACUCGUGGCGCUAUGCCCCCGGCUGCGACCAGAACUCUACUCUCGAGGAGAUCGAGGCUGCCCUGGCCAAUGGCAGUCCCCUCAAACGCUGUGGUGUCCCCGCGGAUAUUGGUCGUGUUGUGGCAUUCCUGUCCAGCCCUGCUGGAGAAUGGAUCAACGGUGAGUUUUGGAAUGCUGAUCCUUUCGUCUCCCCCUUGAUACUUGGGCACUCAGCUGAUGGUUUGAUGCAGGUCAAAUUUUGCCUCUGA